Molecule: messenger RNA, 1348 nt
Organism: Galendromus occidentalis (western predatory mite)
Lineage: Eukaryota; Metazoa; Arthropoda; Arachnida; Mesostigmata; Phytoseiidae
Product: pancreatic lipase-related protein 2
Exons: 5
Coding region: 37-1155 (372 amino acids)
Biological process (GO): lipid catabolic process
Molecular function (GO): lipase activity
Source: RefSeq, a predicted model, not a curated record
UUUUCCCCGAGGGCAGACCACGGAACGCCUAGCAAGAUGUAUCUCCUCUGCGGACUUACUUUUCUGGCGGGCUCCACGAUAGUCAGCGCAGGUUCCGCGCAGAAUGCCUACGAUAAUCAUCUGAUCGCUCUGAUGAUGAACGCUGAGAGCCGCAGAGUGAAUACAUACUCUGAGUAUUCGCUCAACGCGAGCGCGUGUUACGGUGACCUCGGUUGCUUCAGCAGGCAGCCUCUCGGAUAUCUUCCGGAACCACCUCAAUCGAUCAGCCCCAAAUUCCGCCUUUACACUCCAACUUCAGAUUCUGCGGCGAGGGUUUAUGGCUACGAGUCGACCGUAGGUCAGGAAGAUGAAGAAACUCAGAAGUCACUGAGAGAUCCACGCAAAAAGCUCGUUUUCGUCGCUCACGGCUUCGGUGGUAACGGCGACCUGAGCUGGCUCCACGAGAUUAAGGAGGCGAAAACGAAAGUCCACGGUGACAACGUCAUCAUAGUCGACUGGACGAAAGGCGCUCGAGCUUCGACCCUCUAUUUCGGCGCUGCCGCGAACGCUGAUGUGGUCGGGAGGAUCGCCGCCCAUCUAUGCUUGAAGCUUGUUGAGGAGUACGCGAUCCCUUUGGAAAACGUCGAGUUCAUCGGAUUUUCCCUCGGUGCUCAGGUUGCCGGCUUUUUCGCUAAAGAAGUUUUCCAAAUCUGGGGGGAAAAGAUCGGCAAAAUCACAGCUCUGGACUGCGCCGCACCCUUAUUCGAGGUUAAUGGAAUUUGGCCCUCAAAGGAGCACGUACAUUUCUUGGAAGCGGUGCAUACGUCUGCAGGGAAUGUUUUAUGGCGAGGCAAAGUUGGUCUGAGCAUGGACUACGGACACGUGGAUUACUACCCCAACGGGGGUAUCGAUCAGCCCGGCUGUCGCUUCUUGGACCUCGCUUGCGCCCACAAUCGCGCGUACGAGUACUACGUUGAAGCUCUGACGAGCAUCCAGAACUGCCUCUAUCGCGGUUUCCCCUGCGCCUCGGUCGAACACGCGUUCAAGGGCAGCUGCCAUCCGGUUUUGGACGCGAGACAUUUCAUCAGCCAGUUCAACGCUACAGCCGAACAUGCAAUCUUCUUCCUAAGAACGAACGAUGCUAAGCCAUUCUGCAUGACGGACUACCAACUCUAAAUAAUGCGGUGUGACCAGACUCAGCUUGGCUGACUUCUCGAUCGUAAUUUCGUCGCUACUCAACAAAGGGAGAGUACCGGGCCGGAGUAUAAUGCAGCCGAUUUUUCUGCAAUUCUUCAGCGCUGUGUUCACUCGCUCAACAGGGCCUGGUGAAGCCGACGAUGCUCUUUGGAUGAAUAAAUACUUUUGAGAA